CUCCAAUAAUGUAUUCAUUAUUCAAGACAUACGUUCUUCUCUUCCUUCUUCAAUUUUUUGUAUUUUCUGGAUUUGCCGGCCGCCGAGACCGCCUAGCUGGUGGCGCACACCGUAACAAACGUGUCAAAGAUGGUGGAGCCGAUUACACAAUGCCAGAAAUCUCGACCAAAUUCAGGGGAGAAUGGGUACUCGAUAAUCCAAACGUUGGUGUGGGUGCCAUGCAACUGCAGUUGAUGCCUAACGAUCAGGUCGUUUGGUUUGAUACCACAUCACUUGGGCCAUCUGCUCGAAAAUUGGAUCCCCCAGGAAACUGCCCGCCUAACCCAGAUAUGAACAACAAGCCAGAUUGCUUUGCCCACGCUCUUGCAUACAACUGGAAAACCGGAACUAGUAGAACCAUUGUGUUGUCAGGUGAACCAUGGUGUUCGUCGGGAAAUUUAUGGCCUAAUGGUAAUCUUGUGGCUACCGGAGGUACCUUUACUGGUGUCAAAGCUGUAAGAAUGCUGCCUAAAGAUGAUCUGAAAGCAAACUUCAUCGAAAAAAGAAAUGUGCUUGCUGAUUAUCGAUGGUAUGCAUCUAACCAGGUUUUGGAAGAUGGGAGCGCGGUAUUGGUGGGGGGUCGGGACGCCUUCAGCAUUGAGGUCGUGCCACCAUCACUUAACUUCCAACCUAAGAAAAUCGACUUCCCAUUUCUCAAAGAAACAUGCACACCCCCCCAAGGGGCCAAACAGAUUCAUCGAGAACAACUUAUACCCCUUUGUUUACUUACUUCCAGACGGCAAUAUAUUCCUUUUCGCCAAUGA
Molecule: messenger RNA, 803 nt
Organism: Lactuca virosa
Lineage: Eukaryota; Viridiplantae; Streptophyta; Magnoliopsida; Asterales; Asteraceae
Source: the annotation of a GenBank genome assembly